CUCCCCUUCCUCCUAUCCGCUGCAAUGUGGGCCUUGUGGUCCUCCCCCUGCAGCCCCGCACAUGGAUCCCGACUGCAUUCCCUGAGGGUCCCCGCACCCUCCUCCUCCUCCUCCUCCUCGCCUUCGCUGCGGAUCCUGCUCCGGCGCGGCGGGGCCGCGGGGAGCCCGGGACCCCCCCCACACCGCGGCCGAGCAGGUGCGGGCCGCCGCCCCCAUGCCCGCCGCCCCCCAGAAACUGCAGCGGCGUGGCUUUCGAUGCGUCGGAGAGCGCCUGCGGCCAAAGAGGGGCUGCCUGGCCUGGCAAAGCCCAUCUAGCUGACCGUCCCCAGGAUAACACUGCUGUCCUGCUGCAGAGCCGGCGGAACCAUGCCCAAGAAGGAUGAUGAUGCCAAAAAGCCAGCAUCAGAGACGCUGCCGGACCAGCGCUGGAAGCUACAAGUCUUCUACCUCUGCUUCUAUGGCUUUAUGACACAGAUCCGGCCCGGGGAGAGCUUCAUCACCCCAUAUCUUCUGGGGGCUGACAAGAACUUCACACAGCCAGAGGUGACCAACGUGAUCACACCGGUGCUGACCUACUCCUACAUGGCCGUACUGGUACCCAUUUUCCUGCUGACGGACUACCUGCGCUACAAGCCAGUGCUGGUGCUGCAGAGCCUAAGCCAUAUCUCCAUUUGGCUGCUGCUUGUGUUGGGCACCUCUGUCCUGGCCAUGCAGCUGAUGGAGUUCUUCUACAGCAUCACCAUGGCUGCCCGCAUCGCCUACUCCUCCUACAUCUUCUCCCUUGUCACUCCAUCCCGCUACCAGCGUAUGGCCAGCUACUCUCGCUCUGCUGUCCUCCUGGGUGUCUUCACCAGCUCAGUGCUGGGCCAGCUCUGUGUCACCUUGGGCGGCGUCUCCUUCCUCACCCUCAACUACAUCUCGUUGGGCUUCGUCAGCUUUGGCCUCAUCCUCACCCUCUUCCUCGAGCGGCCCCGGCGCAGUCUUUUCUUCAACCGGCCCGAGGGGGCUGCUGACGAGGCUGCACCCGCUGAGCUGGACGAGAUGGCUGGGGGGGGUGGCGGUGGGGGGACGCGGGGCUGGCGGGAGGUGGUACUGUGCCGUAUGCUGCGGGAGGUGGGAGUGUUGGCCAGGCAACCCCAGCUCCGGCUCUGGUCCUUGUGGUGGGUCUUCAACUCAGCUGGUUACUACCUGAUGCUGUACUAUGUGCAGAUCCUCUGGAACGAGAUCUACCCUGCCACAGACAAACGCCAGGUGUACAAUGGAGGGGUGGAUGCUGCCUCCACGCUGCUGGGGGCUGGUGCUUCUUUUGCUGCUGGCUAUGUGAAGAUCCACUGGGCGCUGUGGUCAGAGCUGGUGAUCGGCGUGGUGACAGCUUUCCAGGCAGGGCUGCUCCUGCUGAUGAACACUACUAGCAACAUCUGGCUGUGCUACACUGCCUAUGUUCUCUUCCGUGGCUCCUACCAGUUCCUGGUACCCAUUGCCAUUUUCCAGAUCGCUACUUCCCUCUCGAAAGAGCUCUGUGCACUGGUCUUCGGGGUCAACACCUUCUUCGCCACCGUGCUGAAGACCAUCAUCACCAUCAUCGUGGCUGACAGGAGGGGCUUGGGCUUGUCUGUGCAUCCCCAGUUUUACGUGUAUUUUGGUUAUUUCACACUACUGGCGGUCACCUACCUGCUGUCAGCUGUCAGCGUGGGCAUCCGGCACAGCCGCCACAAGCAGCCAGCGGAGCAGGCCUUGGCCAAGGAGUUGUGCCAGCUCCCCGCUGAGGUGCCAGCACCGGAGAAGAGCCUGGAGGCAGGCGCCGUGUGAGCCUGAGUGCUGGCACUGUGACCCCCGGGGCUGGGUCGCAGCUCCAUAAAUGAGCAUCACUGUCAAUGUGUACUUGGUCUCCUGUCCCACCGUCUGUCCUCUGCGCCGGUCCGUUGAGGACAUAACCCCUUGGGAUCAGUUUUCUGAUCCGUGGGGGCAGGGCUGUGCCCCCCCCCCCCCCCAACCUGCAGACACUGCCAGAGCAGGGGCAGGAUGUCCGCGGCUGCCACCACCAGGUACGAUGCUGGGGUCCAGGGGGUCUCCCGGCUACCAGCUCCCCAUCAUUGUGCAGAGUCAGGCUACAAGAGGAUAACAUUUCUUUAUUCAGUGCCUUUAGAAAAUGGUUUAUAGAACACAACUGUCAAAAAAAAAAAAAAAGAUCCACAGGCUUUAAAUUGCAUUAAUUACACAAAAUACAGUAGACUGUAAGAAAUGGAGACUGUGUGACUCGCACAGCUUUUAUGGUAAUAAUUUCCAUACAAUAACAAAAAGCUAGUUACA
Messenger RNA from Falco peregrinus (peregrine falcon), 2310 nucleotides. RefSeq names its product solute carrier family 19 member 1 (gene SLC19A1). Gene Ontology annotation, biological process: folate transmembrane transport. Gene Ontology annotation, cellular component: basolateral plasma membrane; apical plasma membrane; plasma membrane. Gene Ontology annotation, molecular function: folate:monoatomic anion antiporter activity; folic acid binding. The record is from RefSeq and is a predicted model, not a curated record. NCBI's taxonomy places the organism in Eukaryota, Metazoa, Chordata, Aves, Falconiformes, Falconidae.